CCAGAGAUAGUAAAGAAACAGAAGCAGAAGAUGGUUCAGAUAUUUCAACAGGACACAAAUGCAAAAAUACUUCUAAAUUGACCCUGAGAGACAGAGUGAGCUCAAACUUGAGUGCAUGCAAAAAGACCAAAGAUUAUUUCUGAAAUCAAAUAAUUUGGGCAGGGGAACCUAAAACAGAAAGACUCUGAUGGCUAGAAGACAGCUUUGGAAGAUGUGGUCUUUUUAAACUCAACUCCGGAACACCUAACAUACUAUUUAUAUAAACAUAAGUGGAGCGGUCAUUUGGUCGUUUAGUUAAUUUAUCUGGUACAUUCUAUUCCCUUUGUGUUUAAAUUAUUCAAUAAAGUGAAAAUACAAACACAAUCUAAGUAUAACAUUUUAUAUUCCAUGGUGUUACUCUGGAUGGGAGGGUCUCUAAGAGAGAAGUUCUUACAUAUACAUGGUAUAUAUAAAAUGUAUAACAGAGAGGGAAUGAAAGAUACAUGCAGAUUAUUAAAUGUACGUCUUUGCUGCAUGUUACUUAAACAUUUCCUGCUGAUACCGUAAGUGACUUGGCUUCAGUGUUCUCUCAAACAGAAUACAACCACUAUCUUUCACACAACACUUCUGUUAAGACUUAGUAUAAAAUGCAAGUCACUCACACUGGGUGGAGAGAUCUUUUUUUGGACGACUGUAUGACAUCUUUGCUUUUACAUGCAUUGUACAGCUACUAAAAGGAUGGCCAGCUGCACUGCUGUCUAUGAAAAUUUUGGCAACCUGCGGAUUGCUGAAGAUGUCCCUUCAAGACAAAAUAGUGUCUGGUCUAAUAAGACCUUGCUAGUUACCCUGGCACUUUGUAUUACAGCCCUGGUGGUGUUUCUUUCAGUAGGAGGUGUCGCCUAUCACCAAAUCAAUGAAGAUUUUCAAGAAAUGCAAGAGCAAAUCAACAUGAUCAAUUUGACCCUGAUGAUGUUAAGCUGGGAUUUAUAUUCUCUCAAAGGCAACAUGUCCAGUUCCUGCCCUGUACUGUGGCAUAUGAACAAAGGAAAGUGUUUUUUCUUCUCCUACAAAAAAAGGACAUGGUCCUCAGCAGAGAAAUCCUGCUUAAAUGAAAAAGCAAAUCUAGCAGUGAUCAACACCCAAGAGACACAGAAGUUCCUCUCAAGAUUUAGACUAAAGUUAAAUUUCUGGAUUGGACUUCGCUACAAUGAUUCUAACUGGAAAUGGACUGAUGGCUCAACUCUGCACACUUCUGAGACAUAUUGGCAACCUGGUCAACCAUCACAUCUGCUAAAGAACAACUACUGUGUGUACAUGUCACCUGAAUCCAAUGGUUCACUCUGGGCAGUAGCAAAAUGUGAUGAACAUAAACACUGGAUAUGUGAGAAGCUGGCAGCCUGAGGGGCUACCAUCCCUUUCACUCUUACCUUAAGCUUAAGCCUUCAUCACACUUCAUGGUCAGAGUACUCCUUGGCUUGGUAUUGUGAACUCUGGAUUAUAAAAGGUAGCAAAGUAAAUAUGUAUGGUAGUGUUACAUUCCCUUUAAUAAAGUGAUGUUUA
Erpetoichthys calabaricus (reedfish) is the source of this 1539-nucleotide messenger RNA. Its product is annotated as asialoglycoprotein receptor 2-like. Lineage: Eukaryota; Metazoa; Chordata; Cladistia; Polypteriformes; Polypteridae. The record is from RefSeq and is a predicted model, not a curated record. Bases 694 to 1380 code for a protein of 228 amino acids. The transcript has 6 exons.